Molecule: messenger RNA, 562 nt
Organism: Teleopsis dalmanni
Lineage: Eukaryota; Metazoa; Arthropoda; Insecta; Diptera; Diopsidae
Gene: Ccp84Ag
Product: larval cuticle protein A2B
Exons: 1
Cellular component (GO): extracellular matrix
Source: RefSeq, a predicted model, not a curated record
UUUCAGUUCACCAUUUUAUUCGCUGCCUGCAUCGCUGUCGCCAGUGCUGGUAUCAUUGCACCUGCUGCACCACUUGCUGUUGCAGCACGCGUUGAAGAAUAUGAUCCUCAUCCACAAUACACCUACGGUUAUGAUGUCAAGGAUGCUUUAACUGGUGAUUCAAAAACUCAAGUCGAAAGUCGCGAUGGUGGUGUAGUACAAGGCCAAUACUCAUUGAAUGAUGCUGAUGGUUAUAGACGUAUUGUUGACUAUACUGCCGAUCCAAUCAAUGGUUUCAAUGCUGUCGUCCGUCGUGAACCAUUGGUAGCUGCUAUUGCUGCCCCAGCACCUCUUGCUUAUGCUGCCGCUCCAGCUCCAAUUGUUGCUGCUUCUGCCCCAGUUGUUUCCGCUCCAGUUGUCAGAGCAGCUCCACUAGUUGCUGCCGGUCCAGCUAUUGUGAAAACUAGCUUCGCCUCCCCACUUAUCUCUUAUGCUUAUUAGAUAAGUUCACGACGACAUUCGCCUGUUAAUUUUUCUGAGUCAAUGAUGUGAUUAAUAGAUUUAUAAGAAAAUAAAAAAACCA